GCACUGGCGCGUGGACGCGCACGCUGGGUUCGAAUAGUUUAAACGGGAACGUGUACGUGCGCGCACCCGUAUUCUUUGUGUGGCAGCGUAGAGAAGCGCCAAAAGAGUGACCAUGGCAGAUGAAAAACCAAAGGAAUCAGUCAAGACAGAAAGCAACGAACACAUAAACCUGAAGGUAGCAGGUCAGGAUGGAUCUAUAGUGCAGUUCAAGAUCAAAAGACAUACGGCGCUCAUCAAACUCAUGAAGGCCUACUGCGAUAGACAGGGACUUGCAAUGCGGCAAAUCCGGUUCAGGUUUGAUGGACAGCCAAUAAACGAGACGGACACACCAUCACAGUUGGAAAUGGAAGAUGAAGAUACAAUUGACGUGUUUCAGCAACAGACUGGAGGCCUCAUUUAAUCAACCUUGUGCGUCUCCAUUUUCCUCCACACAAUCAACCUUCCCGGCGUAAACAAAACAGUGGCCGCUCCUUCGCAACUUGUUCUUUCGUCUCAACCGAAUUCCAUGCAGAGCAAGUUGUAAUUUCUCUGCACUGCACACAACUGCUGUGCAGUAUUUUCAUUCUUGCCCUUAUGACUGUUCUGUUUAUGUACAUAAACCACACCCAGGUUGUGUUUGUUCAUGCUGUAUUGUGGUAGAAGGUAAGGACUUCUCCUUGAAGGGCGGCAGACCGAUAGGACUGGUGAUGGAGGGAGAAUUAAUACAACAGACUUUACUGAACAAAUGUUGUUGGGCUAGGCUUGAUAAGUGUCCAGAAUAUCUGUUCUUAAACUGUAUUUUAGCCCUUAGGAAACAGUAUACCCCGUUUGGGAAUGGGGCUGCAUCUUCAUUUGCUAUCUUCAGAAAACACAUUUGAUUUUAUACAUUUUUAUAUAUUAGUGGACGUGUAAAAAAUUGUUUGACUCAGCCAUGCAUCAUAUAUUGGGAAGCCUGACGUGAUGUCUCGGUAAAGGAGAGACACCCCAGGCAAAAACAUUGUUUUAAUCCACUGAUCAAUUUUUAAAUGUUGGGCUAUUUUGCAUUCAUAACGUGUUUUAUCUCAGAAACAAAGUGGAAACAAAACAUCCCAAAAACACAUGUAGGUCUUUAUUUGUUUUCACUUUGUUUAUGUGUGAUUUCUCCUAAAUACACCAACAGUUAGCAAUAGUUAAUGUCUCAUUUGUAUAUUUUAAAAUUAAAAGUCCAAAUUAUGUUUGCUCUAUUCACCUGUAAUGUCUUUAAAUUGUAUGGAUUUUUUAAAGGCAGUUUUCUUUAAAUUUAGUUUUUUCUCAUACAGUGAGCCAGAAAUCUCUUCUUCAGUAGCACUUGCAUACACCAAAGUUACCACUUUCAUUCCUAUCUGUAUUCUGAAAGUUUUAAGAGGGGUUUGUUCAUAGAUAAUUCAUAGCCUGAUUUAUAGAACAUUUUAUUCCUAAAAACAUGGUAAAAAUGAGUGCUUUCUUAUGGCUGUUGACAGUAUUUUCUGAUUCAUAAAGUGAUGCAAAGACAUAUAAAACCUCUUUGUAAAAACCUUUGACUCUAACAUGAAAUGAAAAGAAUGAAAGAAUAAAUUUGAACCUUGCUGUCCAAUGUUCAGAUUUCUGUUCUUGAAAUGUAUGCAAAUUAGCACAUAUUUAUAAAGAUAAUGCAUCAUUUGGAUAUUUAAAAACUUGUAAUACAAAAAUGAUUGCCUUUAUAUGAAUAAUCAACAAGGGAAGUUUUAUAAUGAUAGAGAUUAGUUAAACAUUUGUACUUUGUUUCCCCUUAAAUAAAGUGUCAUCUGUAUUGUCUGUAUGAAGAUGCUUGUUAAAAUAAAGCUAUUGUCUUUUUGAAA
Molecule: messenger RNA, 1814 nt
Organism: Cyclopterus lumpus (lumpfish)
Lineage: Eukaryota; Metazoa; Chordata; Actinopteri; Perciformes; Cyclopteridae
Product: small ubiquitin-related modifier 2-like
Exons: 4
Coding region: 113-400 (95 amino acids)
Biological process (GO): protein sumoylation
Cellular component (GO): nucleus
Molecular function (GO): ubiquitin-like protein ligase binding; protein tag activity
Source: RefSeq, a predicted model, not a curated record